Molecule: messenger RNA, 4310 nt
Organism: Gigantopelta aegis
Lineage: Eukaryota; Metazoa; Mollusca; Gastropoda; Neomphalida; Peltospiridae
Exons: 7
Coding region: 356-1693 (445 amino acids)
Source: RefSeq, a predicted model, not a curated record
AGCGCUAUGAGCUUCAAAACAGCAGCGCUAGAGGGUUUCCCAGUAAACAAUCAGUAAUUGCACACUGGCUGUGGCGAAAUUUGGCUCUCUGUCAGGUUUCUUCCCAAUCUAUCGACCAUUGUAGCGGGGAGCGUCCUGUAUAGCAGUGGUUUCCAUCGCAGACUAUCUACAUCUUAACCGAUAACACAAUCCCUCUGAUACUGUGAAAGAAAAAAAAGAAAAAACCCAACAAGACACCUUGCAGACCUGGCGCAUGCGCAUCGGCCGUUUAUUGGAGCGUGUAUAAAAUGACGAUGUGAACGAUGUGAGGCCUGACGUUACGAUAAAAUCGCGUGUUUUACCACUAGUCGAUAAAAUGGAUACGGCGAUACAAGUGAGAUUUGUGUCUGGGGCUUCCCGAAGAAUGUCCGUAAACUGUGUCUUGUGUUUGCUGUCCGUCGCACUGCUUGGCAGUGUCGCCGGUGGCGUGAUGGACAUAACCGCUUUUGAAUACAUCCGAAAAUUCUCCACACCCUUAGAUCUGGGAGAAUGUCCUAGACGUGAAGUGUCUAUCUCGACGGGCACCGAGUCACGUGACGUGGAGCGCCAAGCGUGCAGUUUGAAGAAACGAGGGGAAGUGACGUCAUUACCACGUGAGCUGAACGACACGCGAAACGUGCCCAUCUCGACCGCCAGUGACAUCAUCGCUUACCUUGGGCUGUGCGGCGGGGAAGCGGCGUCAUUCCUGGGCAUUCUCUACAAAGGAGAUUGCGUAGCUAUUCAAAUUGCCAGUCGACUAACGUUCACUGACAAAACUAUGGUGAGAGCGUACGUAGAAUAUUACAGAAAAAGUCUGGACAUUUUAGAAAACAACUGGAGGUCGAUCGAAGAAUACGACCAUUAUUAUGAUGGAAAAUAUUAUUUGAAAAACAGGAGUUAUGGGACUUUGGAAGCCAUUAUCAUCCAGUUCCGUUUCCGGUCACGAAAGGAUACUGCGAUUGCAAAGAAGAUAAAAGCGACCUCGCAACUCAUGUCUGUGUACAUGGAAAUGAUAAAGAGAGAAGUGGGGAUUCCGUCAAGCAUAACUAUAAUUAGAUUGUCAACGGCUGAACUGAAAGAUUUCGAUCUUCAGAAAUUCCGGGCGGAUGAAUACAAAUUGGCCCUGCGUCACGUGAUGAUACUUGAGAGCGAGAUCAGACACCUGCGCGAGCAGAUAGCCUCCAACAAAAUAGCUCCACAUUUGAGUUACGGUUUAUACCCUUUCAAAAUGCAGAAUAAUUCACAAUACCGCAUUGGAACCAGUUCUUUGACGUGGGAACAGACGUGUAUGCUGGAAGUUACACUCAAACAAGCCAUCCACAUAGGAAAGAAAGCUUACAAACGGUGCCGACUGAACAGAGCUAAGCUGUGUGUUCGAGUUCGGGAAUUGCUGCGGACUUUGCGGAAAACUCAACGCGAGGUGCACAAGAACCGCUCAAACUGGGUGGAGAUGUCGAUAACCGAAAAGAAGAAAGUCGCGUCCACGUACACAGCCCGCAUCAACAGCUACAGCAACGUCAUGAAGAGGCUGGCUAGAGCCGUCAGGAAGUGGAGGAAAACAGAAAAAAAACUGAAGAAGAAGAAGAAAAGGAAGAAUCUGACCGGUCUUCUCAAAAUCAAAAAGUUGAAUAAAAUGCUGAAGGGUAAACGAAACGUGACAAGGAAUCAAUAUUAAAGACGAGUUCAAAUCAAUACUGAUCGAUAAGUUGGACUUACCUAACACUGAAUGCAUGGAGAUACUGUUUGUUUGUUUCGUUGGGUUUUUUUUUAUAAAGCAGAAUGUUGUUACCGGUGCGUUUGAUUCAGAAAGCUUUGGUUAGGUAAAAUCUGGUUGUCAUAAAAGCGGUAACAUAUCGCAGACAAUCGCAGACCAGAUGCAGACAUAAAGUUUCUAUACACUUCAACUUUUGUGAUCCUGCACAGAUCCAUCAUAGAUAUUGUUUGUCUAUUUCCUCAUUAAAAAUUGUCAUUGGUUUGCCAAGAUCUGUGUCUAUUUGUGACGAGCUAAGAUUCUCUUGAAACCAGGCUUAAAUGUUUAAAAGGCGAGUAGAAUGAUUGUGACAUAUUGUUGAACAGAUAUCGGGUUACAAGCAGAACAGUUAUUAUAUCUUGUUCAAUAGAUGUACGUACGGUUAAACGCUGAAAAAUAAUGCUAUGUUGAAUAGAUUUUGGAUUACAAUCAGAACGAUUAUAGUAUGUUGAAUAGAUAUCAGGUUAAAAAUAGAACAAUUAUUGUAUGUUGAAUAGAUAUUAGGUUACAAAGCAGAACGAUUAUAGUAUGUUGAAUAGAUAUCAGGUUAAAAAUAGAACGAUUAUUGUAUGUUGUUGAUUAAAUCAAGUUACAAACGGAACAAUUGUUGUACCUUGUCGAAUAGAUGUCAGGUUACAAACAGAACGAUUAUGGUAUGUUGAAUAGAUAUCAGGUUAAAAAUAGAACAAUUAUUGUAUGUUGUUGAAUAGAUAUUAGGUUACAAAGCAGAACGAUUAUAGUAUGUUGAAUAGAUAUCAGGUUAAAAAUAGAACGAUUAUUGUAUGUUGUUGAUUAGAUCAAGUUACAAACGGAACAAUUGUUGUACCUUGUCGAAUAGAUGUCAGGUUACAAACAGAACGAUUAUGGUAUGUUGAAGAAAUGUCAGGUUACAAAUAGAACGAUUAUGGUAUGUUGAAGAAAUGUCGGAUUACAAAUAGAAUGAUUAUGGUAUGUUGAAGAAAUGUCGGAUUACAGAUAGAACGAUUAUGGUAUGUUGAAGAAAUGUCGGAUUACAGAUAGAACGAUUAUGGUAUGUUGACGAAAUGUCGGAUUACAGAUAGAACGAUUAUGGUAUGUUGAAGAAAUGUCGGAUUACAGAUAGAACGAUUAUGGUAUGUUGAGUAUAUAUUAGUUUACAGAUAGAACGAUUAUGGUAUGUUGAGUAUAUAUUAGUUUACAGAUAUAACGAUUAUGGUAUGUUGUGUAUAUGUUAGUUUACAGAUAGAACGAUUAUGGUAUGUUGAGUAUAUGUUAGUUUACAGAUAGAACGGGUAUUGUAUCUCGUUCAAUAGAUAUCACGUUACAAGCACAACGAUUAUAGCAUGUUGAAUUGAUGUCGCUUUACAAGUAUGGAUUAUAGUAUCUUGAUAAAUGAAUAUCAAGUUACAAAGAGAACGAUUACGGUAUCUUGUUAAACAGAUGUUGCGCUAAGAUUUAUAUAUGACACUUAUGUAUCACAUUAUCAUGACAGUAUUAUAUUAGAUAUUUCGUUUUUAGUUGAGAACAUUGCUAUGUGCUACUGUUAAAUUAUUUAUGGGCUGUGAAAUAACUUCAUCUGAAGGAAUAAAUCCCACCGAACUUUGUGCAUGAAUCAGUUUAUUAAAAUGUACGUCAUAGUCAGAGGCGAAUCCAUGUGGGGGUGACCAAGGCACCCGUCCCUCUAAAUAUAUUCAAUUUUUUUAAAACAAAUUUGGGGGACCCAAUUUUGGUUUUAGUUUAAUUUUUAUUAUUAUGUUUUUGUUUUGGUACUCUAUGGUCGAUGUCUCGUUUGUCUAAAAAAAUUAAUAUAAAAGUAAAUAUUCACCCCUCGCCACCAUUACAAAAAUAAAUAGAUGCAAUUCUAGAAUUUAAUAUAAAAUCUUUUUGGGGGGGGGGGGGGGGUUUUUUUGAUUUUUGUUGGGUUUUUUUUUUUUUUCGCUUGCUCUAUGGUCGGUAUCUCGUUUGUCCUGAAAAUAUAAAAUAAAAAAGUAAAUUUGUAUCCCUCGCCCCCAUUAAUAAUGGAUGAAAUUCUAGCAUUUACUUUAUAAUGGUCUUAGAUACCAACAUAUGUACACAAUAGAACUUAUCAGCCCAGCAGUCUUCGUCCGUUUAUUUUACGUGCAAUAUUAUUUCUCAUUCAUAUGUAUAUAAUCACAUUAUAUUUAUUGUUACAUUUAUCAUGUUUCCAUCCGUUAUAUAUAUUAUAAUUUUUUUUUUUUUUUUUUUUUUUUAAAUAUUAUUUUAUGUUAUGUCUGAAAUGUUUCGUGUUUAUCACGAAAUGUUUGUUCAUGUUUAGUCAUAUUACAUUUGAGAUUUUGGUUGGAUAAAACACCAAAUAUCGUCACCUGUCGCAGGUGAAGAAACGAACUGGGAUGUGGAGGUGGACUGCAAAAGAAGUUUACUGAAAAGCACUCUGUCACUCUGUGGUCGGAUGUAAAGAAGAUUUAAUAUAUUGAAUAUGAAAUGGACUGUCCUGAGUUUCCAGCCAUUGUAUCAUGUUUUCGAUUAACACCCCCUUUUUGGCGACUACAAUUACAUAUUAAAGACAUUUUCUCGUUUAGAA